Molecule: messenger RNA, 527 nt
Organism: Owenia fusiformis
Lineage: Eukaryota; Metazoa; Annelida; Polychaeta; Sabellida; Oweniidae
Source: the annotation of a GenBank genome assembly
ACAGGAUGUUGGUUAAAGGGCUGUUUGUCGUGGUUCUCCUCGUAGCAGUAGCUGUGAUUGUACAUGGAAGCGAUGAGAGAAGGAGGCGUUCCCCACAAUUUCCUGAAAAUGACACGAAAGAAGGUGAUUCGAGAAGGAGGCGUUCCCCACAAUUUCCUGAAAAUGACACGAAAGACGGUGAUUCGAGAAGGAGGCGUUCCCCACAAUAUCCUGAAAUAGACACGAAAGGCGCUGAAGGGAGAAGGAGGCGUUCCCCACAAUAUCCUGAAAUAGACACGAAAGGCGCUGAAGGGAGAAGGAGGCGUUCCCCACAACCGUCAGAUGCAGACACCGGUGAAGUGUCCGAUACUGUUCAAGGAAGAAAGAAACGAUCACCGCAGUGGAAAAAAGGACCUAAAACUAGAAGAACGGACGGAACAGACAGUGGAUGAUAAUAGUUUAAGAGGCAAAGCGCCAAUGACUUUUCUCGUGACAAGAGCAGAAAUGUUUAUGUUCGUUUGAAAAAUAAAAGUCUCAAUCUGUAUAAA